This is a messenger RNA of Callithrix jacchus (white-tufted-ear marmoset), 2619 nucleotides long. The record is from RefSeq and is a predicted model, not a curated record. NCBI's taxonomy places the organism in Eukaryota, Metazoa, Chordata, Mammalia, Primates, Cebidae.
CCUGGGGCCCGGGGGGGCGCGGUUUACGGGGCGCGGGGACCUGGAGCCCGAGGGGCGCGGUUUAGGGGGUGCAGGGACUUGGAACGUGGGGGGGGCGCGGGAACCUGGAGCCCGGGGCCGGGAGCUGCGGACGCUGGGGCCAGGGCGAUCCCUGAGGCCGCGCCGCCGAGGGACUCAGUCCCGGCCCCGCCGCCCUGGCCGGCCUGGGUUCCGAGGGCGACCCGGACUCCACGGAGGCCGCGGGCGCACGGGGUUCCUCACCUGGGUCCGCGGAGGCUUGGGGGUCCGGGCGGGGCCCGGGAGUUUCCUUGGCCGAGUGACUCAGUCGGGCGGGCCGGGAAUGCGCCAGGAAACGCUCGGCCUCCUCCCCUUCCUCCCGGGGCGGGGGCUCUCCCGGCUCGGCCUCUUCCUCCCGGCGCUCCUCCCUCCCGGCCGCGGCCCCUGCCGCUCCCUCCUCCCGCGGGGCUUCCCCCCGGCAGGCCCUUCCCCGCCGCCGAGUGGAGAGCCGGAGACCCGCCGGCCUGGGCCACCUCAGCCGGCGCGGGACGGCGGGGUCGGGGCGGAGCGGGCGCGGGGUGGCCCUGUGGGCCCGUCCGCUCGGAGGGCGGAGGAAUGGGGUCCGCACCGUGUCCCGGGUCGAGGCGUGGGGUCAGGGCGGGGAGUGGGGUCGCCCUGGGCUGCGUGGCGGGCUCGGGGACUCCGAGGGUCCCAUCUGGCGGCGCCGCCGCGCGGGCAGGAGGCGCGCACCUGCGCUGGGCGGGCGGGUCCGAGCCCGCUGGGGAACCCUCCGCCCUCGCCCGGUCGCCUGAGGGAGCCGGGGCAGACGCGGGCGCACCUGGGGAACGGCGCACGGAGGAAAACCUGGCGUGACACCGUCCCAGAAAACAAUCGUGAAAGUGAAGUCCAGACCUCCCACGGAAACGCUGAGCCGGGUGAGCCGCUCUCAGGCGUGCUCGGGAAAACCGCGCUGAACGCCCCGCCCGCGACCCGGUUCUCCCGGAGCUCAGCAAGGGUGGGCGUCGGAUACUCCAGUCCCGCCUCUAGAUGGUGAAGGUUCGCUACCCGCGCCCCAUGCUCUGUGUGAGGAAGAAGUUAGCUCUGAAUGGAUCCUGACCAGCGGCCCGAGACGACCUACCAGGCCCCUCCUAUUCAGAGAUCACUUCCUCACAUUUUUAAGAACAUCUGGUUCCCAGUCCCCACAUUUCAGAUCAGCAGAUUCCUGCUUUGCUGUGCCUAGGACGGACUCUCAAAAUUAGAUUCCAAAGAUUUUUACAUUGUAGAUGACAUGAUGGAACCCAAAUUCAAGUUAUGCUGUGCUACUUGAAAACAUUGUGGCCGGGCGCGGUGCCUGGCGCCUGUAAUCGCAGCACUUUUGGAAACAGAGGCAGGCGGAUCACCUGAGGUCAGGAGUUUGAGACCAGCCUGGACAAACAUGGUGAAACCUCGUUUCUACUGAAAAUGCAAAAAUUAGCCGGGCGUGGUGGUCUGCCCUGUAAUCCCAGUUACUUGGGAGGCUGACUGACACAGGAGAAUCUCUUGAACCCAGGCGGCGGAAGGUUGCAGUGAGCGAAGAUCUCACCACUGCACUCUCCAACCUGGCAACAGAGAGAGAUUACACCCAAACAAACAAACAAAAAAACCGCGUUUUGUGUGUUUUUUUAAUGAUGCCAGAAUAACUGCAUAAUCAUGUGGAAAAACAACUUUGACCUCCUCCCCAACAACAUGUACUAAAAGUAACUGGCUGUGUGUAUGGAUCACAGACCUAAAUUUGAAAGCUAAAGAUACAAAGCUUCUAGAAGAAAACAUAAGCGAAUAAUUUUAUAACCAUGGAGUAGAGAGUCUUGCUCUGUCGCCCAGGCUGGAGUGCAGCAGUAGCAUGAUCUGAGUUCACUGCAGCCUCUGCCUCUCGGGUUCAAGCGAUUCUCCUGCCUCAGGACCACAUGUGUCUCCUACCUGGGACCACAGGCAUAGCAACAUUCUUCCUAACAGCUAAAGUGUGGAAGUAACCAAGUGUCCACUGGCAGAUGAAGGAUAAACAAAAGGUAGUACAUCUGUACAAUGGAGUAUUACUCAGAUUUAAAAGUGGAGAAACUCACAUGCUGCCACGUGGACGGACCUUGACACUGCUGUACUAAAUGAGAUGGGCCUGGCAUAAAAGCAGCAGCGCCGUGUGACUGUACUCAGAUGAGGUGCCAAGGAGUCAUAUUUGUGGGACAGGAAGUGGGAUGGUGACUGCCAGGGUCUGGGGACGAGGGAAUGGGAGUUGUUGAAUGGGUACAGGGUUUCAGGUCUACAAGAUGAGUUCUGGAUAUGGAUGGUGGUGAUGGUUGCACAGCAAUGUGAAUAGACAACACUACUAUGCACUGAAAAUGGCUAAGAUGGUAAAUUUUAUGCGUAUUUUACCACACAAAUAAAAAUCAAAACAUUAAAUAAUGAAAAAAAGUUUUGGCUGGGUGCGGUGGCUCAAGCCUGUAAACCCAGCACUUUGGGAGGCUUAGGCAGGUGGAUCACGAGGUCAAGAGAUCGAGACCAUCCUGGUCAAUAUAGUGAAACCCCAUCUCUACUAAAAAUACAAAAAAUGAGCUGGGCAUGGUGGCAUGUGCCUGUAUCCCAGCUACU